UCGAAGUCGGUUCUAGUGAUAGAAAGUGAAAAGCUACUAAGUAGCUUAGAAAGAUAGCUGUUUUGUUUGUUUGUUUGUUUAUUACCGACACUUUACACCUCAGGGUGCAUUCGUGUCAAUAGAAAGAUAGCUGAAACGGAAGAUGAAUCCUUUCCAUCUUACCGGAUUACUGACCUUACUGAUUCUUCAUUUAUGCAUCCGCGAAACGCUAUCGGCAAGGACCAACAAACAACUAAAAGACCAUCAGCUCACCAAACCAUUCAAAAUCAGAGCCCGGCGAUACUGCACUGGGGCCGACUGCAUCAAGACCUGCCCUUUAGAUUAUGAGUUGGACAGCGAGAAGCAGGUCUGUCGCUAUCAACGAUCGGUAUGUCCUCCCAACUACGUCCAACGCCACGGAAGCUGUGUACUGUCAGAGAUUCAGUGCCCUCCGGGAAGCGUUCGUCAGGGCAAUCGAUGUGUAGUAAAGACCAUGGAAUGCCCUAGUGGGUACAUUAUGGAGGGAAACAACUGCAUCAACUCCCGAUACUGCCCGGAGGAUUACCACUGGGAAAAUGGGUUCUGCUAUCGUCAACAACGGCAACAAAUGUGCCCCAAUGGAUACGACAAUCGUAAUGGAAUAUGCGUUCAGAUUUGUGUCAACUGCGACGCGGCAUGCUCGGAAUGCGACGAGGAAACCGUUCCUUUGAAAUGUCCUGCCGGGUACAAUAUGCAGAGAGGGAAAUGUUUGAAAAUAAUCCAAGGAAGGGCGGACAUUGUGCUGCGGAACGUAACUUACCGAGUCCCGGUGGAAUGCGAAAAUGAUGGAAUCUACAACAAUGGUUUAUGUAUGUUAAGAAAGUUUGAAAGUCCUCGGUGCGAAAGUGGAAGUUUUUACUCAGGGACAUGCGUUGAGGUGGCCAGGUGUGCAAAAGGUGUGUUUAGUAGUGACUGUGAAUGUCGUUCAGAAAGCAGUACUCCUGGCGUGUGCCGACAAGGGCAAUCUAGUGCAGCAGGGUGUGUAGUUGCAAAGAGCCAGUGUCGUAAACCGGCUCAGCUUCUGGGUUCGUUAUGCGUAGGAAGAUUAGACUCACAUCGAGCAUUUUGCCUAUCGGGUUCACCUUAUGACCAAAUAUAUUGUACAUCAAAUGCUCCACGAUGUCCUUCGGGAUUUGUUCUGGAGGGUUCGUUCUGCGUGAGAAACAUGUCGUAUCCGGUGGACUGUGGACGAUACCAGUGGUAUGAUGGAUGGUGCAGCAGUAUCGCCACAUGUGAAUCGGGUUAUAAGCUUCAACAGAAUGGAGAUUGUGUGCGCGAAAUGCGGAUGCAAAAAGAGGUUUGUCCAUCUGGAACAACCUUUGAUGGAGAACAUUGUAUUAGCAAUGCGCCACUCUGUGAACCAGAUCACGAAUAUGACGAGCGCUUCGGCAUUUGUGUAAAAUGUACGGAGCAAGCAGCUGUUUGUGAUGGAGCUGCAGGGUACCAACUAAGUAAUGGAACUUGUGUUCGAUACACUCCAUUGUGCUCAUCUGGAUACAUUUGGAAGGAUAACCAUUGCGUGAGUAAAUCGUUGAGCUACGUGCAAUGUGAGUCUGGAUACGUCGUUGAUAACUAUUGCGUUCACAGUCAUCUUAAUUGUCCAGACAACCAGGAACUUUUAGAUGGUGUCUGUGUUCAUCAGGAAGUACCAAGCUGUCCAGAAGGAUCUGUCUAUCAGAAUGGACUUUGCGUAACGAGUAAGCAGUGUCCUGAUGGCUACAUUGUUGGGCAACACAGUUGCAUAGAGGAAACUAAGACUUCGUUAAACAAUUCUCUCAAACCUGAAUGUCGAUAUGGUUUCCACUACGAGAAGGGGAACUGCAUCAAGACGAUUCACGUAGAUGUGGUCACAGAAUCACGUCCUUUGCAAUGUGCUAUUGGGUAUUCAUUGAGAAAUGGAAAAUGUGUUAAAGAAUACCGUGGAUUACUAGUUUGUCCACCGAAAACCAUACACAUGAACCAUGAAAACAAAUGCUUCUGUAAGGUUGAUCUCGUUUGCCCCAAUGGUUACGAAAGGAUGGGGGACGAAUGUAUGUUUAGGUCGGCCAGCUAUUACUCUCCGUAUCUCAAUUUCCUGAAUCCUUGUUACGGUAUUCAAUGCAGUUUACAGUACUGCUUAUCACAAUGUUUCACUCCCCCUUGUCCAGUGCAGCCAUGUUCAUAUGGAGUCCAGCACGUGGCUUCCAUGUACAGCGGAAGCAAUAAUCAGAAUUCCGACAUUUGUGGGAUUGGAGAGAACUGCAUAACCCAUGAAUCAUUGGAAACGAUUGUCGGCCUAACCUGUCCGCCGGGUUACCAAAAGGAGAAUAAUACUUGCAUAGCGUACUAUAAUAGAAUCUGUCAAAGUGGUUAUAAGCUGACUGACGGCGUUUGUCUGAAAAUUGAAGAAUCAAACAUCGUGUGUCCUUUGGGAUUCACGCUAUCCAAUGGAACAUGCACUCGUCUGCGCUGUGACGUCGGUUACACACAAGAUGGAACUGUAUGUAAAAAAGUAGAGUAUCAUACUCCAUUACCCUGUCCGAAGAACUACAUCUACAUUGAUGGAAUAUGUUUGCACAGAAGUGAUUGCCUCGGUGGAUCAGUUGAAGGUGAUCAUUGCGUCAGGCGAAGACACGAAAACUUCCGAUGUCCAACAAAGUUUACUCAACUAAACGACUCUUGUGUUCAGAUGGCAACGUGCUCCAGCAAAGACAUGUUCUUUACAGAAAACGCUUGCCGAAGCUCAGAGCAAAUACAACUUAGAUGUCCACCGGAAACAAAACGAGUCAAAAACAUGUGUGUCUACGACAAAGGUACAAUGUUCGAAAAGAUUACUUUGCUUCCAUCGCAAUGCAACGGCAGGGUGAUUGAACAAAGUCAGCUAUGUGCAUACAUCGAAACACCAUCAUGUGGUAAAGGAUAUGUAUUGAAGAAUGGACGAUGCAUAACGUGUUCAUCCAAAACACCUCAUUGCCCAGCAGACAUGAUCAUCAUCAACCGUAAAUGUAUCAAAUAUCACAAACCAUGCAGGGAUGGUUUGUAUCUUGACAAGGAUGGACAAUGCGUGGCGGUAAAUAUACGUUCUGCGACGUGUUCACAGGGAAAAUUGGCUUUCAACAGAUGCAUACAUGGAUUUCCCUCGUGUAAAUCAGGCUACACUUUAGAAGGAAACAGAUGUGUUUAUAAGGAAGCGAUUCUAGCGAAGUGUAAUGAAGGAAUCCUACUCGGAGGCACUUGUAUCAGUCUGCGGUCUUGUAACGGCUCCAACUUUGUAAUGUCCAACGGGUGGUGUAUUCGUGACGAAUACUUUGAACCAACCUGUAAUAGCAGAACUGCACGGAAACAUGAUAAAUGUAUUGGCGGGUUCCCCAAGUGUCCUGAAAACCACUAUCAAAUCAAUGGGCAAUGCUACUCGCAUCAAGUGCACCCAGCAGAAUGUUCAAACAAUGUUCAGUGCCUUGAAAAUUUCUGUCCUGUCACGUAUCCCAGUUGUAGUGCUUCAUUUAACUUCGAUGGAUCUGUCUGUAGUAAAAUAGUAUCUCAAGCUCCCAACUGUCCUGUCGGAACGACCCCGGUCAGCAAUGAUCGUGACUACUGCCAGUAUUCUACGGAGCAAGCUGACUUCUAUUGCCCUGAUGAAUACAAUUAUAAAAAUGGUAUUUGCCAAAAGCGACAAUACAUCGAAGCUAGUUGUCCUACUGGAUUCCGUAGGAAAAUGGACUCAUGCGUCCGCAGAACAUGUAGCAGUGCUGCUCUGACCAUCUACUGUGGAACACAGGGUACAUCUCCACCUUUGCUAGGAACUCCGCAACAUGUUCCACAUUUCCCUGCGCCACGACCUUUCAACACAACCACUUCUACAGUAUCAGUAGAUGAAGUCUGCUGUUUGAUCUACUCACCAAGAAUUUGUCGGUUUGACGAAGGAACUGACGAGUGGGACUGUUUCCACACGGAAAAUCGACGAUGUGGUAGUUUCUGUACACAUCAAGGCCAGCGACUCUACCUUCGUUCCUCAGAGUCUUAUUAUUUCAACAAUGUGUUAAUGCUAGUACCUCCAGAACAUGUCACAGACACGAGGUUCGAAGACAUGGACGAGAACGAUGACUACGUAGAUGACACAACGCCUAGUUGUGAUGGAUGUACGGAUCGUAGCUACGAUUGCGACAACUACUGCUAUACUUACGAUUGUCAAAAGGCCGGAAAUCAUUGUGAAUUCCGAGAUCAGCGAGAGUUUUGCUCAGCCAAUCCUGGACCCGGAUGCACUGCUAAAGACGGUUGCUACAGUCAGGACUUCUGUACUCAAUAGAAUCCCGGUAGUGUUUUUAGAUUAUUUAGGCAAAACAUAUGUCACAUAAGUAUAUACAAUAAAAUACUUCAACAAAGAA
This is a messenger RNA of Aedes aegypti (yellow fever mosquito), 4382 nucleotides long. Its product is annotated as zonadhesin. The record is from RefSeq and is a predicted model, not a curated record. The coding region runs from base 143 to 4303 and encodes 1386 amino acids. The transcript is spliced from 3 exons. NCBI's taxonomy places the organism in Eukaryota, Metazoa, Arthropoda, Insecta, Diptera, Culicidae.